AUAUACGUCACAUACAAGUGAAAUUAUCCUCAGCCUCCAUUUUAUUAUUUGCAAAUAUUAUUGUAAAAUUCGUAAUAAUAUCCAUUUAAAUAAACUGUUUAUAUUUCAGGUGACACAUUGGAAGUAGCGAGGCUACGCCCAAAUUUCUGUCGUGGAUUGUUUAAUUUGCCUUCAACAUAGGCCUAUCAGACACCGCCGUUAUGGAUAUGAUGGUAUCGACCUUGCAACAGCAGCGAGCCGUGACUGAGCAGCUGCGGAGAGAGGCAGCCAUAAAGCGCAUCCCCGUGUCGUCGGCGGUGGCCGAUAUCGUGCGCUAUAUCAAUGAACACGAACAGGAGGACUGCCUGCUCGUCGGCUUCUCCAGUCAAAAAGUCAACCCUUUCCGCGAAAAAAGCUCGUGCACUGUUCUUUAAGAAAGUAUUUUACGUGUAACUUGCUUUCAUUUUGAAUCUUAU
This is a messenger RNA of Cydia amplana, 455 nucleotides long. It is a transcript of the gene Ggamma1, whose product is annotated as guanine nucleotide-binding protein subunit gamma-1. The coding region runs from base 201 to 413 and encodes 70 amino acids. The record is from RefSeq and is a predicted model, not a curated record. Gene Ontology annotation, biological process: G protein-coupled receptor signaling pathway. Lineage: Eukaryota; Metazoa; Arthropoda; Insecta; Lepidoptera; Tortricidae. Gene Ontology annotation, molecular function: G-protein beta-subunit binding. Gene Ontology annotation, cellular component: heterotrimeric G-protein complex. The transcript is spliced from 3 exons.